Messenger RNA from Beta vulgaris subsp. vulgaris (sugar beet), 1497 nucleotides. RefSeq lists its product as uncharacterized. The record is from RefSeq and is a predicted model, not a curated record. Lineage: Eukaryota; Viridiplantae; Streptophyta; Magnoliopsida; Caryophyllales; Amaranthaceae. The transcript is spliced from 2 exons. Bases 1 to 1185 code for a protein of 394 amino acids.
AUGUACACGACGAGACCGUUAUCUCUUUACAAGAACACCCCGGAAGCCAUAUCUAUACCUCCAGAUGGUCCAAAUUCUGGUUUCUUAGUGCUACAUGAUGAUGAAUCUAGACCAACUAUUUGUUUCGGUUUAUUGCCUAAAUACUUAAACGGAUAUAUUCCAAUAAAAGAUCUGCCUUUCCCUCAAAACAAGCGCCUCUCCAUUUCAUACUCAACGGGUAACAGCACGAGUCAUGAUGAGGUCUACUUGAUUCCUAUAAUCAAUCGGCCACUCUCAGCAAACCGAUACUAUGCAAUCAAAGCAGAUGGGACGCAAAGAGGGAAAGCAUAUGCAAGUUCAAAAGCAGAAGACGAGGGUGUCAGUUGUUGCGUCUUCCCAUACAUACCAGAUGUAAAACCAAGAGCCUUUGAUCCUAAGGACAAAUAUCAGCAAUUUGAGUUCUAUGAGGCAUCUGUAACUCAAGGAUGCCUUACCAGGAAUAUGAUGUUAGCUAAAUCCAUAGAAUUCGAUGGUCACCCUCCCCUUUUCUUGCGUAGAAAAGGAUGGCAUAUUUGCGGCAGGCCUCUGAAAUACCCCACCCUGGAAGAAGCUGGAGGUCUUGACUCUUCGCUUCGAGCUCAACUUCCAGACUUUGAUUUCCCAUCAUCUAAAGAAUGUUCGAAUUCUGUCAUUGUUGGUAAGUGGUAUUGCCCUUUUAUGUUCAUCAAAGAAGGGAGGGAGAAAGAUCAAGUCAAAUAUUCAGUAUUCUACGAGAUGACACUUGAGCAACGAUGGUUGCGCAUCUUUGCUGCUGAUCAGAGGAACUACACUAAUCAGGGAAAGAUAGUCAAAGUCGAUGUGGUGGUUCCAACUGAAAUCGUCAAAAUUGUUGGUCAAGAAGCAGUGCGAGAAGAGAGAAAUGAUGAUAAUGUGGUAAUGUGGUUCAAUAGAAGGGGGACAGGUGUGGGUUUGAGCUCACUGAUUAUAGAAAGAAUGGUGUGGGAAGAAGAAAGAGUUGGAUGGGUUAAAGAGAACGACAAGCGGGUAAGGGUGGUUAAAAAUGAUGAGUAUGUAGGUAUUGGAGACUGGACAAGUUAUGGUUGUUAUUUGCUUGUCGAAACUUUUGUUUUGAAAAGGAAUGAUGGGAGCGUCCUACUGACAUAUGAUUUUAGGCACACUCAUCAUAUACGAAGUAAAUGGGAGUGAUAUCCAUGAUUUACCGACCAUGAUAUUAUAUACUUUGGAAAACCAUACAACGAUAGGAAGUGGAACCAUUGUAAUAAUAUUUCAUCUUCCUUUUUUCUUUCCAGCUGAAUAUUUCUUCUUGUUGCUCCAAAACUUAUUCUGUUGUACAAUAGCUAAAGUAAAGAUUACUAUGUGAUUGUGUGAGGGCAAAGGUUCAAAGGAUUGGUACGAGGAAGAAAAAAAAAAAAGGUGAAGAGUACUGAGAUUACUUUGUAUAUAACGUUUGAUAAAAUAAAAAAAAGUUUGAUAUCUCAUAUUAAGCCGAUGAUAUAU